CAACAGGCCCGGGGGGGCGGGGCGAGUUCCGAACUUUCUGGAAGCCGCCGAAUAAAGGCGAGCGGCGGGCGGGCGGCGUGAGGCGGCCUUCAAAUCAUAACGGGAGCGGCGGCGGCGGUGACGGUGUCUCCCCCAGUCUGGCACUCACUGGCCUCUUGCCCCCUCCCCAGCUACCAUGGUGAAGGAGAUGGGCUACUACGACACGCUGGGGGUGAAGGCCAGCGCAUCCCCGGACGAGAUCAAGAAGGCGUACCGCAAGCUGGCGCUGCGGUUCCACCCGGACAAGAACCCGGGCGAGGGCGAGCGGUUCAAACUUAUAUCACAAGCCUAUGAGGUUUUAUCAGAUCCUAAGAAGCGAGACAUCUAUGACCAAGGUGGUGAGCAAGCCAUUAAAGAAGGAGGAGUAGGGGGUGGUGGCUUCUCCUCGCCCAUGGACAUCUUCGACAUGUUCUUUGGUGGUGGUGGCAGAAUGCAAAGGGAGAAAAGAGGCAAGGACGUUGUGCACCAGUUAGCUGUUUCACUUGAGGACCUUUACAAUGGAGCUGCAAGGAAGUUGGCAUUGAAGAAAAAUGUAAUUUGUGACAAAUGUGACGGUUAUGGAGGCAAGAAAGGAAGUGUGGAGAAAUGUCCAAAUUGCAAAGGAAGAGGGAUUGAAAUCCAUGUCCAACAAAUUGGGCUGGGUAUGGUGCAGCAGAUCCAGACAAUGUGCUCAGACUGCCAUGGACAAGGUGAACAGAUUAAUCCUAAAGACCGGUGCAAGAACUGUAAUGGACGCAAAAUUGUGAAAGAGAGAAAAAUAUUAGAAGUUCACGUGGACAAAGGUAUGCAAGAUGGGCAGAAGUUAACAUUCCGUGGAGAGGGGGAUCAGGAGCCAGGAUUGGAGCCUGGUGACGUCAUUAUUGUGCUGGAUCAAAAGGACCACGACGUUUUCCGAAGACAUGCAAAUGACUUGAUCAUGAAGAUGGAAAUAUUGCUAGUGGAAGCUUUGUGUGGCUUCAGAAAAACAAUAGAAACACUGGACAAAAGGAUGCUUGUGAUUAGUUCAAAACCAGGUGAAGUUGUAAAAGAUGGCAGCCUUAAAUGUGUUCAUAAUGAAGGAAUACCAAUUUAUAGAGAUCCAUUUGAAAAAGGACAACUGAUCAUACAAUUCUCAGUGAAGUUCCCGCCCUAUGGAUGGAUUUCACCACAGAAUUUGAUUGAAUUGGAACAGUUGCUUCCACCACGCCAAGAGCUGAUGAUCACUGAUGAUAUGGAACAUGUGGAGUUAACAGAAUGUAUGCCAGACGACCAACGUGGAAGUUAUAGAGGGGAAGUGUAUGAAGAAGAUCAAAAGCCUAGAGGUGGUGUUCAGUGUCAAACAUCAUAAUUGACAGAGAGCAAAUGGUUGGGGGAGAAGUGGACUUUGCAACGCAUCAAAACUAUUUUAUUCGCAAAAGCAUUGCUUUGGUUAUCCAUGAAGAAACAAGAAUAUUUUGUGCAACAUAUACUUGAACAAGAGAAUACAUACUUUGCUUUUUUUUUGGUUAAGGAUUGAUUCUGUAUUUAUACAUAUAUUGAAGCUGUGUACUUUGUCAUAGUCUGCCUGGUGUUGGACUUGUCUCUGCUAAAACAUGAAUAUCUAAACAUGGACUUAAAGUGAAUUUGUCGUAAGUGUACUUCUAAUGGUCAUAUCUGGUAUUGCUGAUAAGAUUGAUAAUGACUUGUUUUUAUUUUCUUCCAUUAUUAAACUGAAAUCGGACAAAA
Molecule: messenger RNA, 1743 nt
Organism: Leucoraja erinaceus (little skate)
Lineage: Eukaryota; Metazoa; Chordata; Chondrichthyes; Rajiformes; Rajidae
Product: dnaJ homolog subfamily A member 4-like
Exons: 8
Coding region: 176-1366 (396 amino acids)
Biological process (GO): protein refolding; response to heat
Cellular component (GO): cytosol; cytoplasm
Molecular function (GO): ATP binding; Hsp70 protein binding
Source: RefSeq, a predicted model, not a curated record